AUGCGGACGUCUCACAUCCUCAGCUUGCUAGUCUUCUCGAUUAAGGCCACGGAUCAUCAGCAGCAAACUAUUCCCCGCUUGUCAGUGGUUUUCGCGGGCAGAGAAGAAGACUUGGCAAAAGCUUUCAACGCGAAGCAGAAGCAAGUCGAGGUCCUCUCUCAAGAGAUCGAGAAGCUUGGACUUCCUUUUCGCGACCAGCCCUUCGUGGACCAAAAUCUUCUUCGUAAAAUUGCCGACAAGGGCGUUGAGAUCGAAAAGAUCCGCAGUGAAAAGCUUCAACUCCAGUUCAGCAUCAAACAGCUAUCUGCUCACCUUGAGGAAAUCCAGGAGCAAAUCAAGAUCUGCAGGGCACCCUUGCGUGGAACUUUGAAACAGUCUACCGUCGAAAAGCACACUAAAGAAGAGGCCCAGAAGACUAGCAAAGAAGAAGCAGCCAACGGUGUUGCAACUACCCAUGCAAGUUCGAGCAGAUCGAAGCAUAGCGCUCGGUAA
Molecule: messenger RNA, 492 nt
Organism: Acaromyces ingoldii
Lineage: Eukaryota; Fungi; Basidiomycota; Exobasidiomycetes; Exobasidiales; Cryptobasidiaceae
Exons: 3
Coding region: 1-492 (163 amino acids)
Source: RefSeq, a predicted model, not a curated record